CACGCCCACCGGCAUUUCCACCUGCACUGUUUGAUCUGCGGUUUUAACAUGCGCUUCCGUGAAGAGAUGUCUCGUACCCUCGCUGGAUGUUGAUAAAAGUUGGGGGAUUCGGAAUCGUCUUUUCUUUGAGAUUGGGCUAAGUAGAGAGGACCCAGGGAUGUCCUCCACGGAGGUGGUCAGACAGGCAUCUCUGAAGGAGCUCCCCCUGGACAGCUGGAUGGGUCACCUGCCCAGCGCCCUGUGGGAGGUGCCUCUGUGGAAUUUAGCAAUUCCUGGAAGCCAUAACGCUAUAACCUACUGUCUGGACAAGAGUGACCGCUCCCCGGUAGAUUUGACACAGCCGGAUUUACUGCAGAAGCUGGACAAAUACAUGAAGCCUCUGAUUCGACCGUUCUUUCAUAAAUGGGGAGUUACACAGGAGUUGACUGUGAAGGAGCAGCUUGAUUCUGGUGUCAGAUAUUUGGACCUGAGGAUUGCACAUCGACCCAAUGACACGACUACUGACCUGUAUUUCUACCAUGGAGUGUACACUACGCUCACUGUAGAGACGGUUCUUCAGGAGAUCCGAGCCUGGCUGGAUGCUCAUCCCAGAGAGGUGGUGCUGCUGUCCUUCAGUCACUUCUUGGGUCUGAACCAGGACCUCCACACUGAGCUCAUCUCUACCAUAAGGACCGUCUUCAGCUCCAAGCUCUGCCCUGUUACAAAAGUAGUGACAUUAAGGAGUCUAUGGUCGCUGGGUUACCAGGUGAUCGUUUCCUAUGAGCAUCAUGUUGUCCACCUGCACAGCGACCUCUGGCCUCACAUUCCCUACUGGUGGGCCAACAAGUGUAAAGUCGAUGACCUUGUUGAGGUGUUUGAAAACAAGAAAAAACACGGUCGCCCAGGGGGGUUCUUUGUGACCGGCAUCAACCUGACAGAAGAUCUGAAGUACAUCUGCUCCCAUCCUACUGAAUCUCUGAAGGACAUGGUGAUGUCUUCCAAUCCUGCAUUACUGUCCUGGGUCAGGGGUCAGGUCCCUGGCUCUCAGAUGGGCUCUGUCAACAUCGUAGCUGGGGAUUUUAUUUCCGAGAGCCACUUUGUACCCACCGUCAUUGCACUGAAUGAACAUCUACUCACCUGGUCCAUGUAAAGUUAGCAGGGGAAACAAACAUGUGACCCAAAUGGUGCCAUAUUCCCUAGUGUACACUACCCCCUGGGUCUGGUCAAAGUUGAGCACUACAUAGGGAAUAAGGUAUAAUUUGUGACCGAGAGCCAGGAGGGAUUAGCAGCAUGAUGAAACAACUAUACUUUUCUGAAAAUACUUCCCUUCAUUUUCCUGAAAAGUAGUGUCAGAUAUAUUGGCACAAUAUAUUGACAUUGAAAUGUCUUUGUCCUUACAGCUGAUCCCAUAUCUUCUUGACCCCUGACCUGCACUGAUUUAUUGAUUUAUGUUCCCUUUGGCCUUUGGUUCUACUCAUUCCUUUUUAAUGCAAUGUAUUUUCAUACCUCAGGCAAUGUUUCUUCGACCAAAGCAAUAAUGAUAUGGCUAAUAUUUUAACCUCUUGUAAAAUUGAUGUUUUUAGCUGUGUAUAAAGUGCUCAGGAAGGAAAACGCAAGUUCAUGUGAAAGGAGCUGUACAAAUCAGAUCUUUGCCCUCAGGAACAUCAUUGAGCAAUGGCAACAGCACCUCUCACUUAAGAGUUAAUGGCUUCCAGAAGGCUCUUAACAGGAUCCACUGUGAAAUCCUAUGGAAGAUCUUAAGAAGAUAUGGAAUCCCCAGUGUUUGCUGUGAGGUCUGGGGUUCUUUGGAUUGUGUAAUGCCAGACUUACCUUUCAACCUGGCAAUAAACGAAAUGCUGCAAACAACAGAAAAUCAGGCAUGAAAAAUACCAUGGAUUCUCUGCUGUCUAGAAGACCUUGACUUUCAGAGGACUUGGCUCUUUUGUCACACACACCAACAUCAACAUUAAACUGAUAGCCAAGUGAGCCUGGCAAUCAACUGCAGCAAGGCAAAAAAAAAAAAA
Messenger RNA from Esox lucius (northern pike), 2003 nucleotides. It is a transcript of the gene plcxd1.1, whose product is annotated as phosphatidylinositol-specific phospholipase C, X domain containing 1. Bases 158 to 1129 code for a protein of 323 amino acids. The record is from RefSeq and is a predicted model, not a curated record. The transcript is spliced from 8 exons. Lineage: Eukaryota; Metazoa; Chordata; Actinopteri; Esociformes; Esocidae. Gene Ontology annotation, molecular function: phosphoric diester hydrolase activity. Gene Ontology annotation, biological process: lipid metabolic process.